Molecule: messenger RNA, 1595 nt
Organism: Chara braunii
Lineage: Eukaryota; Viridiplantae; Streptophyta; Charophyceae; Charales; Characeae
Source: the annotation of a GenBank genome assembly
GCGGGUAAGAUGGUGGAGGCUGCUUACCCUCAAGAUUUUUCGUGUUGGCUGCACAGCGCAUGCCCUCAAUUUAGCACUCGAGGACAUGUACAAGCAGCUCGGUUGGUUGGUGGCGGUAGUCGACGCCAAGAAUGCAGUCGGCAAAUUUUUUACGAAUGUGGAUAAGGCGAGGGCUUUGUAUGACAAAUUCUCGCCGAAUUUGAAGUUAAAGCGGCCAGCGGUCACCCGAUUCGCCACAAGUCAUGACAUGCUGGCUUCAUUGCGGAGAGGGAGGAAUGCACUAGAGAAGUGUGUCCGCGACACGGCGUGGGUGGACAAGAUGGUGAGGGCAGAUCAACUCGCUGCUUUUCGUGAGGUCACCUCCAUCGUGCUGGGACGGGACGGGUUUUGGGACAAGGUUGACAAGGCCCUCAUAGUGAUGACUCCUGUUGUGGAGUUGUUGCUCGUGGUUGACGGGCCAGGCGCGACAAUGUCGAAGGUCUAUUUCAAGAUGGAUGCACUCGUCGAGAGAAUGCGUGGCCUCGACUGUGUCACCCCGGGUGAGAAGGCCGACAUCGAGGACAUUCUGAUGCAUCAGUGGUCCUUCAUGACGAGCGAGCUGCACUGCACGCCUUCCUUCCUUGAUCCGGAGUUCCGGCACAGUGCAUUGUCACAGCGGGACCGGGAGGAGGAGGUCCACAUCCCUUGGGAGGAUGACCAACCGGUGGAGGCGGAAGUUGAGGAGUGGUAUAACACGUGGGUGGUGACGGCAAUGUCCAAUAACGCUGACGCAGCAAACACACCCGAUGACGCGGAGGUGGAAGAGGAGGAUGGAGACGAGCCACUUAUGCGAAUUUGGCUGCGAAAUGACGAGAGGGAUGACGAAGAGUGUGAGGCGGAGGACAUAGCCCUCUUGGUGUUGUUCACGGAAGAGGAACGGGCACAAGAACAGGAGGCACGAGCUGCAGGAACAUGGGUGGACGGUGCAGGGGAUGCAUCCACCAGCAGAAAACAUGGGAAAAAGAGAGUGCAACGGGAGGACGUGGAGGAGGUGGUUCUGAUGACGAAGCGGAGCGACGCGGACCAAGGGCCGAAACACAAGAGGGGCCAACCAUCGAACGCGGAGCUGGCAAAAAGGAAAGCCCAGAUAGUGGAAGCGAAGGCCGCAAAGGCAGCUGCUGCAGCAGCAGCAGCGAGAAGUGCAACUGCCAGAAAGGGGAGGAAGAAAAAGGCGCGCAGCAAUGUCAUUGACGAUGGCAAAAGCGGCGACGAUGCGGCAGCAUUAGUUGACAAUGAUGCAGCAGCAGCAAGCGAUGAGGCGGCAGCAGCACCUUCGUCGGCAUCCUCAUCUUCCUCGUUGGACGAUGAGGAUGCCAAUGGGAGCGGGGUGGAGUCCAUGGAACACAAUGAACGAGACGGGGACGACACAUGUGAGAGUUCAGAGGAAAGCGAGGGGCGAUCCGGGAACGGACCGCAGGUGCGCGAUGCGCGCGCACCUGCCGCGCGCGCAUGGGGCAUAGCGCAUGUGCAGCACAUAAAUGCGCCGCAAGUAUGAUCAAAUCUAAUGCCAGAAACACAAAGAUUGAGAGUCUACUAAAUGAACAAGGAAUCCCAAC